CUGAGGCGCCUAUGGGGGUGGCGGGGCAGCUCUAGGAGCAGGGGCCUGGCGAGAGCCUUGAGGAGCGACCCUGGCCUGUCCGUGGCCACCAUGGCUCCUACGCUGUUCCAGAAGCUCUUCAGCAAGAGGAACGGCCUGGGGGCGUCUGGUCGGGACUCAAGAGACCCGGAUUGUGCGUUCAGUUGGCCUUUGCCAGAGUUUGAUCCAAGCCAAAUUCGACUGAUUGUAUAUCAAGACUGUGAAAGACGAGGGAGAAAUGUCUUGUUUGACUCCAGUGUUAAGAGAAAAAAUGAGGACAUAUCAGUAUCGAAACUCUGCAGUGAUGCUCAAGUUAAAGUCUUUGGGAAAUGUUGCCAACUGAAACCUGGAGGAGACAGUUCUUCCUCUUUAGAUAGUUCCAUGACUUCAUCUUCUGAUGCAAAAGACCAGUGUCCUAAGUACCAGAGUUCUCGGUGCUCUUCUGAUGCCAAUAUGCUUGGAGAGAUGAUGUUUGGAUCAGUAGCAAUGAGCUACAAAGGAUCCACCUUAAAAAUUCAUCAGAUCCGUUCCCCUCCACAGCUUAUGCUCAGCAAAGUUUUUACUGCACGGACUGGCAGCAGCAUCUGUGGAAGUCUCAAUACGCUGCAAGAUAGUCUUGAAUUCAUCAAUCAGGAAAACAGUACAUUAAAGGCUGAUAAUAACACAGUUAUUAAUGGACUGCUUGGCAAUAUAGGUCUUUCACAGUUCUGCAGCCCCAGGCGGGCAUUCUCUGAACAGGGUCCGCUCCGCCUGAUCAGGAGCGCCUCUUUCUUUGCAGUUCACAGCAACCCAAUGGACAUGCCUGGAAGAGAACUGAAUGAGGACAGAGACAGUGGCAUAGCACGCUCUGCAUCUCUCAGCAGUUUGCUUAUUACACCAUUUCCUUCUCCAAACUCCUCACUUACCCGAAGUUGUGCCAGCAGCUACCAGCGACGCUGGCGACGUAGCCAAACAACAAGUUUGGAGAAUGGGGUAUUUCCUAGAUGGUCUAUAGAAGAAAGCUUUAAUCUGUCAGAUGAAAGCUGUGGCCCUAACCCAGGAAUUGUGAGGAAAAAGAAGAUUGCAAUUGGGGUGAUCUUUUCAUUAUCCAAAGAUGAAGAUGAAAGUAAUAAAUUUAAUGAAUUCUUUUUUUCACAUUUUCCUCUGUUUGAAAGCCACAUGAACAAAUUAAAGAGUGCAAUAGAACAGGCUAUGAAAAUGAGCCGGAGAUCAGCUGAUGCCAGUCAGAGGAGUUUGGCAUAUAAUCGAAUAGUUGAUGCCCUAAAUGAAUUCAGUCACUGUGCAGACCUGAAAGUCUAUAUUGAUCAAACAACAAUUUGUAAUCUUUACACCAUGCCACGAAUUGGAGAGCCUGUCUGGCUUACAAUGAUGUCGGGGACUCCAGGAAAAAGCCAGCUCUGCCAUCGUUUCAUGAAGGAGUUCACUUUUCUAAUGGAAAAUGCUUCCAAAAAUCAAUUCUUGCCAGCACUCAUUACUGCAGUUCUGACCAAUCAUCUUGCCUGGGUUCCAACAGUCAUGCCAAAUGGACAGCCCCCUAUAAAAAUAUUUUUAGAAAAACAUUCCUCUCAGAGUGUGGACAUGUUAGCAAAGACUCAUCCAUAUAACCCACUUUGGGCACAACUGGGAGACUUGUAUGGCGCUAUUGGCUCUCCUGUACGGUUAGCAAGGACUGUGGUAGUUGGCAAACGACAAGACAUGGUCCAGAGGCUGCUUUAUUUUCUUACUUAUUUUAUAAGAUGCUCUGAACUUCAAGAAACCCAUCUUUUAGAAAAUGGAGAAGAUGAAGCCAUUGUUAUGCCAGGCACAGUAAUUACUACCACUUUAGAAAAAGGUGAAAUUGAAGAAUCUGAGUAUGUGCUUAUCACAAUGCACAGAAACAAAAGCAGUUUGCUCUUUAAAGAGUCAGAAGAAACAAGGACUGCUAACUGUAACUGUAAAUAUUGCAGUCGUCCACUCCUUGGACAAAAUAUAGAGAAUGUUUCACAGCAGAAUAGAGAAGAUAUUCAAAACAGCUCUAAGGAGCUUCUAGGAAUUUCAGACGAGUGCCGAAUGACUGCUCCUUCUGACUGCCAAGAAGAAAAUGCUGUUGAUGUUAAACAGUACAGAGAUAAAUUAAGAACUUGCCUUGACACCAAGUUAGAAACAGUUGUUUGCACAGGAUCUGCUCCAGUAGAAAGAUGUGCCUUGUCAAAGUCAGGCUUAGAGCCAGCAGAGGAAACAUGGCAGAGUGAGGAAUUGUUAGAUUCAGGUAAUCAAACAAGUAAACUGUUGAGAUCCACAGGAAUGGUUGUGGAAAAAAAGCCUCCAGAUAAGCUUGUGACAGCUGCAUUUUCUUGUGAGGCAACCCAGACAAAGGUCACUUUCUUGAUUGGGGAUUCUAUGUCACCUGACUCAGAUACUGAACUCCGGAGUCAGGCAGUAGUGGAUCAGAUUACCAGGCAUCACACCAAGUCACCGAAGGAAGAAAGAGGGGCUAUUGAUCAGCAUCAAGAAACUAAACAAACAGCUAAAUCUGGAGAGCCUGGUAUACCAAACAUGGUUUCUGGAGAGCCCUGUGAACUUCCCUGCUGGAAUCAUUCAGACCCAGAAAGCAUGAGCUUAUUUGAUGAAUAUUUUAAUGAUGAUACAAUUGAAACCAGGACUAUUGAUGAUAUUCCAGUUAAAACAAGUACAGACGGUAAAGAACACUGCUGUAUGUUAGGGCUUUCGAAACGAUCGUGUACAAAAAAUAGCAAACAAAACAAUGAAUUUUGUAAAUGUGUAGAAACAGUUCACCAAGAUUCAUGUAAAACCUGCUUUCCUCAGCAAGACCAAAGAGAUGCACUCUCCAUUCUUGUCCCCCAUGGGGAUAAAGAGAGUUCAGAGAAAAAAAUUGCUGUGGGAGCUGAAUGGGACAUUCCAAGAAAUGAAAGUUCAGAUAGCGCCCUUGGGGAUAGUGAAAGUGAAGAUACAGGUCAUGACGUGACUAGACAAGUCAGCAGUUAUUACGGAGGAGAGCAAGAAGAUUGGACAGAAGAAGAUGAGAUACCUUUUCCUGGGUCAAAGUUAGUUGAAGUUAGCGCUGUUCAGCCCAACAUCGCCAACUUUGGGAGGUCCUUGCUGGGUGGCUACUGCUCGUCUUACGUGCCUGACUUUGUUCUUCAAGGAAUUGGGAAUGAUGAGAGACUCCGGCAGUGUCUACUGUCAGAUUUGUCUCACGCUGUUCAGCAUCCAGUAUUGGAUGAACCAAUAGCAGAAGCUGUCUGUAUUAUAGCAGAUAUGGAUAAAUGGACCGUUCAAGUGGCCAGUAGCCAGAGACGAGUGACUGACAAUAAACUGGGAAAGGAAGUAUUGGUUUCCAGUCUUGUUUCUAAUCUUCUUCAUUCUACUCUUCAGCUUUAUAAACAUAACUUGUCUCCAAAUUUUUGUGUAAUGCAUCUUGAAGACCGAUUGCAAGAGCUAUACUUUAAGAGCAAAAUGCUAUCUGAGUACCUAAGGGGGCAGAUGCGUGUUCAUGUCAAGGAGCUGGGAGUGGUUCUAGGGAUUGAAUCCAGUGAUCUUCCUCUUCUGGCUGCUGUAGCAAGCACUCACUCUCCAUAUGUUGCUCAGAUACUACUUUAACAUCAAAGUUGUUAGAAAUUAAUUUUGGUGGAAGAUUGAGUAUAAACCAAGGAAGCAAUCACAACAUGCAUUUAUAGCAAUUUUUUUUCUGUUAGACUUCCAUCUGAAUGAGUCAGGCACCUGGGUUUUCUGCAUGGCAGUGCAUAUUGUGUGAUCAUUGGAUGGCUUUUUCCUUCUGAUUGGACUUUUGGGUGGUGGUAGAUUUUUAACCAAGUGAAACUAAGAACAGCACAAAUAAUUUGGGGGAAAAGCAUUUGAAGAAGCCAAAGUGUAACUUCUAAGUUUCUACUACGUUAAUAACAGUGAGAAAUUUCCUCAUGAUCACUACAGUGUCGCCGCAGCUCAUAAGUAGCAACAGAUAUUUCAUGAUUAAAAUGGCUCAGAAAUAGUCAUUUCCUUUGUUUUAAUCCUUUAUUUCUAAGGUACAGAGAUCUAUAAAACCUUGAUUUUAUUUGUUUUUCAGUUCACAAUAGCUAAUUUCUAGGUAUUUCUCCAAGUAUUUUAAACAGCCUGUUAAUUAUAAUAAACUUGGAAUAUUGCAUUUGAAUCUAUGUUAUGUUAUUCACCAAGUGUACAUAUGUAUCUAUUUUUUAAAAAAAGCAGAGGUAGAAAUACAAGAUUGGUAAACAUGCCUUUUUAAAAAAUGUAUUUUCAACUAGUAUUAAUUGUAUAUAAUGUUGAAAUGUUACUUUCUGGUGAUUUUUCUGUUUCACACACCCUAAAAUAUAAGUAAAGCCAAUCUUUUUUUAAGGCCGAGGAAUGUAGAUUCCCAAAAUAAGAAUACUACUUUAUACCACUUGUUUUGUUUGUAAGUAUAAGCUAAUUCUUAUAAAUGUUAAUAUUUACAUAUUUGCAUCUAAUUUAAUAAAUUAAAAUUAGGAUUAAAAAUUGCACCAAAGCAUUGGCGAAAGUAAUACUAUAAUCUUUAAAAGUGCUCAGGUAACCGAGGCCCUUGCUUUCGGUAUCAGCCCUUCUUGAACCCAUAGGAACUAAAUAUUUGUUUUACUGCUUCAUAAUGUUCAAUUUACACUAAUAAAACUUACUAACUCUUAAAAUUACUCUUUCUCUACUAGCCUCUCCCUUUCGAAAAUUUCAACUUUUCAGUUAAUUGUUUUUGUAUAUACUCUAGAGUGUUGUGAGAAAGGCUACUAUGGAACCAAACUCUUGUAAGUAAUGUAAAUAGAAAGAUGGGUAGGUAAAGUUUUCAGUAUGCUCUACUACCUCAGUUUACUUGAAAAUACUACAUUAUAGCUUAGCCUUUACUUAUCUGGUCUCUGAUGCUUUUAAUACUAGAAGUGAAUCUGGCUUCUGUUUUCAUGAACUAUUUUUAUCAUAAUUGAUUAGCUUAAAAAGAGAAAACCACUUGCUGAUUCUGUACUAAGUACAUUUAGUUUAUAAUGCAUCCAUUCUUGCUAUUUCAGUUUUCAGUAAUUAAGGAAGAUUUCUGUGGUUUGUUUAGUCUUUGACCUUCAGUUUAUAGCAUUGGGUCACGUUUUGCCUUGUUCUUUUCAUACUCAAGAAAUCUCCAACCAGACUAAGAAGAAAUGGUUAUUUUAAUGGAAUGUAAACCUGAAAUUGGUGUACUUUGCAAUCAGUUUGGCCUCUGUGUCCUAGCACCUGGUCCUAGUUAGUAUCUGAGUCUCCCAUGGAUGACUUGCUGUCAAAGAGUGUUUAUGGAUAUAUUUUCUCGGCUUAAUUUUUUUUAUUCUAUUCAUUAACAAAGUUCUUCUCUCAUCUAUUGUUUGGAAUUCUAUGAAUCAUUUUGCUUGGCAGAAAUCAGAAUAUAGAAAAGAUCAUAUUUGGGUCACUGUAUUUUUUUUUCUUUUCUUUUUGUAUUUCAGGAUAUGUAGCAGGUGGGCCAUGUCAUGUUAUUUUUUAAAUUAAUCAUUAAACUAUUCACAGUCCCAUCUAUUUGAAAUCAGUAAUAAAUUAUCAUUUAGAAAUUCUAGUCUGCAAUAAAUGGAUGGCUCAUUCUACUGUUAUUCUUAAAACUAAGCUUUGCUUGGAAGGAAAAGGCCUGGAGUUUCUUAUAGAAUCGUCAAUUCUUCCAGAAUCUCUGGGUCUUCUAAUUUGCAGUCCUUUUGUAAUCUCUGCUCCGUUCCAUCAGCGUCAUUCUUUCAUUAUACAAAGCCCCAGGGAUGAACUGCUACUUCUUUAAAGUGUAGUCAUUAUGAUGAGUGUGAAAAGAGUUUUGGCCUGUUCAAAAAAUAAUGUUUUCAACUUCUUAUGGUACAGACAGGUAUGUGUUACAUAUAUUAAAAACCUGUUUAACAGGAAAUGAAAAAGGGAUCUUCUGUGUUAUAGAUUUAAAACUAAUUUUUCCUGUGUAUAAACUAAUUGGUUUGAUUUUAAAUAUUCCUGGCUUUUAUUAAUAUGUCUUAAUUUUGAGUUUGAAAGUGCAAUAAACAUACUGGCACAGAUUUCAUUUUGUUGCAGUUGGCAUACACUGGGGAUGAUCACUUAAAAAAAAAAAUUUUACACAAUGCCUACAUCUGGUAGAUGUCUUAUGAGAUUGUUCUGCUUCUUCUAAGUUAUUUAGUUGGUGGGAGAUGUAAAAUGUAAAUACUUGUUCCUUGUUCUGUAUACAUUUCUCAAAUGUACACCUGUAUUAUAAUACCCUCCCAAUUCUAGGGGAUAUUUGUGCAAUAAAUUCACUUGUCAAUUUGA
This is a messenger RNA of Phacochoerus africanus (Common warthog), 6285 nucleotides long. RefSeq names its product folliculin interacting protein 1 (gene FNIP1). The record is from RefSeq and is a predicted model, not a curated record. The coding region runs from base 91 to 3618 and encodes 1175 amino acids. Gene Ontology annotation, cellular component: cytoplasm. The transcript is spliced from 19 exons. Gene Ontology annotation, molecular function: protein-folding chaperone binding; ATPase inhibitor activity. Lineage: Eukaryota; Metazoa; Chordata; Mammalia; Artiodactyla; Suidae.